This is a messenger RNA of Wyeomyia smithii (pitcher-plant mosquito), 1385 nucleotides long. Its product is annotated as achaete-scute complex protein T3-like. NCBI's taxonomy places the organism in Eukaryota, Metazoa, Arthropoda, Insecta, Diptera, Culicidae. The transcript is spliced from 2 exons. Gene Ontology annotation, cellular component: RNA polymerase II transcription regulator complex. Gene Ontology annotation, molecular function: protein dimerization activity; DNA-binding transcription factor activity, RNA polymerase II-specific; RNA polymerase II transcription regulatory region sequence-specific DNA binding. Gene Ontology annotation, biological process: sensory organ development; neuron differentiation; regulation of neurogenesis. The coding region runs from base 205 to 1035 and encodes 276 amino acids. The record is from RefSeq and is a predicted model, not a curated record.
AUGCAACUGCUAUAGGACGAAAGGUACCACUCCAGGAGCUACCUCCGGCAAGGAAAGAUCACAGUCUGAAAAGAGUAAAACCAACAACAAGCAACUCACCGAUCGGAUACUUAGUGUUUUUGUGGUCGAGAAAUUGUGCAAGUGGAUAAAAAGGACUUUGUGAAAUUUGUGUCAGUGGCAAAAUCUUGAGUGAAUUAGCAACAAAUGGCUACAUUAGUUCGCAGCAUGGCUUUGGGACAGAACAUGUACAUCCCGAACGGGGCAGCGAUCGGUCAGCAGCCGGCCGUGAAUGCUUACCGCAAACGACCGAUCGUGCCGGCACCGGUGAAUACAGGAAGUGCAGUGUUGCAGCCGCCAGCAUUCAAAGACCGCCCGAUCAUCUCCAAAAAAUAUUGCGCUCUACCGUAUGCUGUAACCCCGCAGCAAACGGUUUCGAUCCAACGGCGUAAUGCACGGGAACGAAACCGUGUCAAACAGGUCAACAAUGGAUUCGCGAACCUCCGUCAGCAUCUACCAUCGACGGUUGUGGCGGCCCUCACCAAUGGAGGCCGUGGACCCCACAAAAAACUUAGUAAAGUGGACACUCUUCGUGUCGCGGUAAAAUACAUCCGCAGCCUGCAGCGUGUUCUCGAUGAUGACAUCGAAAAUAGUGCGGAUUCCUCGAAAACCACCCUAUCCCAGGCGCUUUCACCCGUUUCCUAUUACGGUUCGAUGUCCGAGGCAUCCAGUGCGUCUUCACCAGCUCCGUCACAGCUGUCGGAGUACUCCAGCUACAGCAGUCAACCGGAGAUUGCCACUUUCAAACGAGAACCCUUCGAUGGAUAUGGGACCACGAACGUGACACCGCUCCCCAGCAUGACCAGCUUCGGUACCAGUGGGAUCACAAGUACUGCCACCUACAGCCAACCGAUUCAUCACGUGUUCAAAACUCAUCCCUCUGUUCCUGUCGAGUAUCAGCACGAGGAGCUCAGCCCCCAGAAUACCGACGACGAGGAGCUGCUGGACGCGAUUUCCUGGUGGCAGCAGCAGCAGUGAAUCUGUUACAUAAUCCUGGAAAUAAGACUGAUAAUUGCAACCGGAGUUUCAUGCAUCGGAAGUGCUAGCAGUGGAAUGAGAUCCACAGAUCGAGCCGGAGAAAGCCGCUUACGCUCGGGCACGGGUUUCUGGACCCGGCCGUAGAGAAAUGCUCAUUCAGAUGAUCUCUCCAAAAAUAAACAAAACGUAAACAAGUGGCCAAGACUGUUGUCGACUUGAACAAAAGGGAUUUUUUUCGCGGAUUGUACAAAUUAGUGCACUAGGUGUAAAACGAAUAGGUUAAGUUGAUAGCUGGUAAGAAAUCGUACAAAAUCUAGUCAGUGGAAUAAACAUAUGUAAAAAUCUUCAAA